UGGUGGCUUUCCGCCUAAGGGUGGCAUUUCCAGAUAACUUGUGAUGUGCACGAGUGCUGAAACCACAAGCAUAGAAAAAGGGGAAUUAACAAAAAAGGAGGAAAUCUUAUUCUCAACGGGGGCCUUGCGUGACUCUGUUUCUCCGCCUUGGCAGGAGGCAAGCAGACAGAUAUUAGCAAUAUUCCGGCAUCUCUGAAACGUGGAAUGAUUCCCACACCCAUCACUCUUCUAAAUGCAGUUGUCAUUCUCUUUAUGGGAGCAGGCAGUCAAUAAUAACCACUUCCGCUAGAUUGCCUCCGACAUAACCGUCUGCAAGUAGCUACGGGGUUUCAGAACGUGGCAGGUUCUGCAUCGGGUUGGGUGGAACAAAUGCUGUGCCGGGGGGAAAAUGGAUCUUUUGCUGGUGUGCAAGUGAUGAAAGCCAAGGUUGCUUUUCUUCUUUCCUUUUAAUUCUUUUUUAACAGAAGAACCAGCAUCUGCAGCCCAACAACGGAGGGGUUGUGAAUCCAAAAAGGAGACCUGUGCACUGAGACCGGGAGAAACCCCUCUGUGGACACUUUCAAUAGCGUGAUGCAUAACUUACCAAUACUGGAGACAGAUGAUGGCACCUUGGACAACGUGGAGACAAGGGAGAAGCAGGCAGUUGGGGGAAAGGGAGAGCCGCGGCCCAUGGAAACCUCCUAUGAGACGGAACGUCCACCAUCUCCAAAGAUUAGGAUUAAGAUUCCUCCCAAUUUGAGUAAAGAAAAUACUUUUAACAAGAGCCGCCUCUUUGGUGCUAUUGUAAGGGGGAACCCUGAGGAGCUGGAAGGACUGGGGGACUAUUUGCAAAAAACCGGCAAAUUUCUUACCAACUCUGAGUACACAGAUGGAGAAACAGGCAAGACCUGCUUGAUGAAGGCCUUGCUGAAUUUAAAAGAUGGGGCAAACCCCACCAUCCCUUUGCUGUUGAAGAUAGACAAGGAGACCAAGAACCCAAGGCCUCUUAUCAAUGUAGCUUGUAAGGAUAGCUUCUAUAAAGGCCACACAGCACUCCACAUUGCCAUUGAGAUGAGAAAUCUAGAUCUGAUCAAGCUCCUGGUGGAGAAUGGCGCUGACAUCCAUGCCAAGGCCUGUGGAAAGUUCUUCCACCAGCAGGAGAAAGGGGCAUGCUUCUACUUUGGUGAGCUUCCCCUCUCCUUAGCUGCUUGCACCAACCAACCAGAAGUGAUCAGCUAUCUCCUGGAUAACCCUCAUCAGAAGGCCAACCUGGCAGAGCAGGAUUCCCUCGGCAACACAGUCCUCCAUGCCUUGGUGAUGGCGGCCGAUGAUACGGAUGAGAAGAACAGGGAGCUGGUGAUCGAGAUGUACAACAACAUCCUGAUGCACAGUGCCACGAUCAACCUACGCCAGAAACUGGAGGAAUUAACCAACAGGGAAGGCUUCAACCCUUUGACCCUGGCUGUCAAGACUGGAAAGAUAGAGAUCUUCAAGUACAUUAUUCACCGUGAAAUCAAAGACCCGGAGUACUGUCACCUUUCGCGGAAGUUUACUGAAUGGACCUAUGGGCCUGUCCACAUCUCUCUCUACGACCUGACCUCCAUUGACAGCUAUGAGGAGAACUCUGUGUUGGACAUUCUUGCCUACAGCAGCGAUACUCCGAAGCGGUACAAGAUGGUAGUUCUGGAACCUAUAAACAAGCUUCUUCAAAGCAAAUGGGACUCCUUUGCUGCCAUGAGAUUUUACAUCAGUUUUUUCUCUUAUGUGGUGUUCAUGUCAGUGUUCUCAGCUGUUGCUUAUCAUCGGCCUCUGGAGGGGAAGCCUCCUUUUCCAGUGUCAAAUGCUGCUGGAGACGUAUUGUGGCUCAUUGGCCAGUUCAUUGUCUUAACUGGAGGCGUGUAUCUCCUCAUUGCUCAGACUAUUUACCUGUGGAGAAGGCGCCUGUCACUAAAAAGUCUGCUUCAGGAUGGCUACAUCGAGAUUUUCCUGCUGCUGCAGUCAGUGACCCUGCUGGUUUCGGCAGUGAUGUACCUUGCAGGGCUGGAAGAUUAUGUGCCUUGGAUGGUUUCCUCCCUCCUGCUCGGCUGGAUAAACCUGCUGUAUUACAUGCGAGGCUUUCAGCAGACCGGGAUCUACAUUGUCAUGAUACACAAGGCUAUUCUGCGCGACCUCUUCCAUUUCCUCAUGGUCUAUUUGAUUUUCCUCUUUGGCUUUUCAACAGCCCUUGUCAUACUUACCGGGGAGGCUCCCCAGCCAGCCCAGAAUGGGUCUUCCCUCGUCAGCAGUGAUGGCAAAGACCAAGUCAAGUAUGCCGGGCUGCUGCAGACUUCCCUGGAGCUGUUCAAGUUCACCAUUGGGAUGGGGGAGUUGGAGUUUCACGAGAACCUAAAGUUCAAUUACUUUGUGAUGCUCCUCCUGCUCUUCUAUGUCAUCAUGACUUACAUCCUCCUUCUGAACAUGCUGAUCGCUCUGAUGAGCGAGACGGUCACCAAACUCUCUGGAUACAGUCAAGGCGUUUGGAAGCUGCAGAGAGCGAUUGCUAUUAUGGAGUUGGAGAAAAACUGGCUUUGGUAUUGGCAGAAGCCCAAGAGAUCUGGUUGCCAGCUGUCUAUCGGCUCCGAAGAUGAGAAAGAUAAGAGAUAUUUUUUCCGUGUGGAAGAGGUAGAUUGGGAUAACUGGAAGAAAGAACUGGGAACCCUCAAGGAGGAUCCUACAGAUUCAGACCACAGUGAGAUGGUGUCAAAAGGGAAGCGUCUAUGGAGCUGGGUAUCACACGGGAUGACAAACAUGGCGGCAUCAGAAGCAGAGGAGGAACAGAUACCCUUGCGUGACAGAAGUCAGUGAGUGAGAGAAAGCCACAAGGAAGACGCGAUCAUUUACAGCCACCUCCAGCGACGUUCCUUAAGCUGUGAAGUGCAAGAGCUUAGCUGGAGCAGCCUGGCCACCGUUAAGGCAGUGACUCAGACCCAAGUUCCAUGUCAUUUACAGAUUUGUGUUGACAGUCUUGCCUUAGAGGAAGGAUUAUUCAGUCUCAGCCUAAGAACCGAGGAAGAGCCUGGCUGCAGGAUCAGGCCAAAAAGGGCCCAUCUAGUCCAGCAUCUUCUUCUCACAGUGGCCAACCCUAAAGCAGGACAUGAGGGCAAGAGCACUCUGCCCACCUGAGAUUCCCAGCAACAUUUAUUCAGACGCAUCCUGCUUCUGACAGUUUAGGGAAAACAUAGCCAUCGAUAUCCUCCAUGAAUUUGCCUAAUCUUUAUUUAAAUCCAUCCAGGUUUCUGCCUAUUGUGGGAGCAAAUUGGCUGAUUUUCAGUUGACACCCUGCAAAUGAAAAUCGACUCCACACCUUCUCUGACCCCCAUUUUUGUUUUCACUUCAGUGUGUAACAACCUAAUUCACACUUCCUGAAACAAUCACGGAUUGAAAGACAGCUGUCCUAUGAAAUUUGCACUUCUCUGAAUGUUCUGAUGUUGGUUGACGUAUGUGAAACUGGGCAAUACAGAAAGAAGCACCUUCAUGUCCUUGAUCCUAUUAAAGACUUCUUUUUUAAAAAAUCCAAAGGGACUGUCUGGCAAAUAAAGGAAUGAAGAAAAUUUGUUUUACAUUUAAAUCAUACACUUUACUUAGGACUGAACUGUCAAGCUGUAGGCAGAAAAAAACACAAACCAGACUAGCACCUGAGGUUGUAUCUGCCCUCAUGUUCAAGCCACAUCCAACUUACAUGUAUUGUGCAGAAAACUAAACUCUACGGAGCGUAUUUCAGGGGUUCCUUAAGUCAAUGAAUUGAAACCCAGGGGGAAAGAAAGGCCACUAUACGUUUUCAAUAGCUAAGGGAGAAGCCUCAUGAAACUAGAAUGAGGAAACGCCCAUUUUGUAGUUUCAUGCAGCAGGGUAUAAUUCUAAAUCAACC
This is a messenger RNA of Lacerta agilis (Sand lizard), 3886 nucleotides long. Its product is annotated as transient receptor potential cation channel subfamily V member 2-like. Gene Ontology annotation, cellular component: membrane. The transcript has 16 exons. Gene Ontology annotation, biological process: calcium ion import across plasma membrane. Lineage: Eukaryota; Metazoa; Chordata; Lepidosauria; Squamata; Lacertidae. Bases 571 to 2823 code for a protein of 750 amino acids. Gene Ontology annotation, molecular function: calcium channel activity; protein binding. The record is from RefSeq and is a predicted model, not a curated record.